UCAAGUGGGGACACGUAAUCGUGUCUCAGGAAGCAACUGGGGGUAGAUCAAGGAUUUCCUUGCUCGCUUGCAGCGUGUGACAAAGGUUCUCUGGGAGGAGGCGUGCACCCCAUGAGCCAGGCUGGGGCGAAGGUCCGGGCGCAGGUCCCUCGGGGUGGGAUGCGAUGAGCGCGGCCGGGAUCCGGCAGCGCUGGUGGGAGGUCUGUGUCGCCGGGAGAGCCGCUGUUCUGGGGGAGGGAGUAGCACAGCGCCUAUAUCCAGCUCCGCGCCGGCAGCCUCCCUGGCACAGCUCGGAGGUCCCGGACGGAGUGGUGACCACUGCAGCCGGCUGCCUGCGGGGUUUGGGAGCGCUGUCCUCCCUCCUGGCCAUGGGCACCGGGUGGGAUGUGUGCGCCCUCCUCUCCACGGCGUUGUUCACUGCCCAGGCUUUCCCUCAGACCAACAUAAAGAUCAGCCAAGCCAUGCCGGAGCCUGUCCAUGCCUACUCCUGCCCGCUCUUCUGGACAGAGUAUGAGGGCCAUUGCUACCGGUACUUCCCCAUCAACAAGACCUGGGCUGAAGCCGACCUCUAUUGUGCCGAGUUCUCCAUUGGCAUCAGAUCAGCCAAGCUGACCUCCAUCCACAGCUGGGAAGAAAACGUCUUCGUGUAUGACCUGGUGAACAGCCGUGUGCCGGGAAUCCCCACCGACAUCUGGACAGGACUCAAUGACCUGAGGCAGGAGGGUCACUUUGAGUGGACGGACGGCUCCUCCUACGACUACCAGUACUGGGAUGGCAGUCAGCCUGACGAUGGGAUCCACUCCAUCCCAGAGGAGGAGGACUGCGUGCAGAUCUGGUACCGGCACAGCAGUGGCAGCUGAGCUCCCAAGGAACCCGUAUUUAUCUGUGGCAUCCUUGCACCCAGGGCACGGUGCUUGCCAAGGUGUCCAGGAUGAAGUGUGGGGUGUCCUAGGGAGGAUGCGGCAGCUCCUGCAAUGGUUGGUUCAACCGGUGCCACUUGCCUUCCUGCAGAGAGCUGCUCUGCAAAGCCUGAAACGCUGCUCAGUGCCUGCCUGGAGUUGCAGCAAUGCCACACUGUGAUCUGAGAGAGGCAGUUUCCACCACUUAUAAACAUCCAUCAGAGAUUAGAUCUGUUGGUCUUUUUUCUUAGGAGAGCAGCUCAGCUCUCUGCUUUGUCUGAACACUUCAGCACAAGCUGGGCAUCAGAGGAGCCUGUAAGAUAAGUUACAGACAUGUACUGUGAUAAUGUUCACUCUGCUCCUUGCAGCACAUCUGAAAAUACACAGACAAUAUUGCACUCCUGUUUUUCUAUUAUGCUCAUUUUGCACAUAUAAUUUCCAAAUGGCUCUGUGUGUUUGGUUUUUCCAUUAACCCAGACAAAGGCAUCCUUGAGUACCACCAGAGACUAAAUGAAACGCCUGCCAGCGUAAGCAAAUCGAGGCAAUGUUAUGCUCUGUGUUUUGCAAGAGAGAUGAUAAAGAUCCUAUUUCCAUGGCAGGUCACUGUAAUGUUUGUUGCUGCUCGUGCCCUGGCGAUGCUGCUGAGGUCAUGCUGGGGCUGCAGGCCAAAUUCAGCCUGGGUGGAAGCACUGGGCUCUCCUUGGCUUCUCAGAGGGUAAGGCAGUGGCUGCCGUGUCCUUGUCACUCCUGUAAGUGCUGGACCAGUGCAGGGACUUUAAAGGAAGCCCAGAAAUCAGUGGGGCUGAGAUAUUCUAUACACUGCCAAAAGCAGUUCCCAGGUGUCACAGAGGCUGCCCUGCUACUGAAGACACCUUAUUCCCAGGCUGGUGGCACUCCACGUUGCAGCAGAGCUACCCCAUGGUGAGGCUUCCAGGAUAGCACAGAGUGACCUGGCUGCACAGCCCCAAAGGGGAGCAUCAGCUUGGCUUACUCCCGGUGGGGGGGGCAGCAGCACCCACAGGGACAGUGCACAGAUGCUGGACCUUU
Molecule: messenger RNA, 1946 nt
Organism: Pezoporus flaviventris
Lineage: Eukaryota; Metazoa; Chordata; Aves; Psittaciformes; Psittacidae
Gene: CLEC19A
Product: C-type lectin domain containing 19A
Exons: 5
Coding region: 165-860 (231 amino acids)
Molecular function (GO): signaling receptor activity
Source: RefSeq, a predicted model, not a curated record